UGCGCUUCCCACAUAGCAGCAUCAAAACUUCACUAUCGGUAGUUGGCAUCAAAAAGUCUCGACUAAGGUGACUCUCAGUCACAUUUCACCCCGGUGCCGGUGGUAGUUCUCAGCGUGCCGCCGCUGCCAGAAAGUGAUGCCGUAAAACACGGAAAACUAGCGCCGUCCGAGAAAUCCGGCUUUGAGAAAAAAUCCUAUUGUGUUCACGGUGCAAUUUGGUCAAAAGUUCUGUCUCUCUCUCGGCGCCACUUCAAUGACCAUUGUGCAGUGACGACCACGAAAGGAUGCAGAAUCAGGAGUCACAGAUGCCACACAUACCAGUUCCACCGUCAAAGAUGCCGGCUUCUUCAAGCCGCAUUCUUUAUGAUAUACCUUGUAAGGUAUGUCGAGAUCAUUCUUCGGGAAAGCAUUACGGCAUAUUUGCCUGCGACGGAUGUGCCGGUUUCUUCAAACGGUCGAUUAGAAGGAAUCGCCAGUACGUGUGCAAAGCGAAGUCCGAGGGGGGUUGUAUGGUGGACAAGACGCAUCGGAAUCAAUGUCGUGCCUGCCGAUUGGCAAAAUGCAUUCAGGCCGGCAUGAACAAAGACGCUGUGCAACACGAACGAGGCCCUCGGAACUCGACACUUCGUAGACAAAUGGCACUGUACUUUAAGGAACCUGAAAUUAUGAAUAGCAUGGUAGCACCGCCGCCAACGGCUUUAGAUCUUGUUCUGCCUAAAGCGCCAUCGGAACCGCGCGUCUCCAUGCCUGGACCAUCACCCCAUCCUUCUCUUCCGCAUCCAGCGUAUUGUAACGCAUUGACAGUGUCAAAAAUACCAUCAAAUAUCCCGAAUCUGCAGUUGCCGUUUAUACCCUCGAUCAACCCUGAGGCUAUAUGCGAGCAGGCCGCGAGGUUACUCUUCCUAAAUGUACACUGGGCGCGAGAUUUGGUGUCGGGAACGAGUCUCGUAAUGGAGGACCAGCUGACGUUGCUCGAGUCAUCGUGGCGCGAGCUUUUUCUGCUGGCUGCUGCGCAAAUGAUACCGACUUUAGACCCUACGCCCUUGUUACCACCGAGUAUGCUACCGCAGAGUAUCAGCCUCAUGAUCGAGGUGAACCGUUUCCGCGAGACUCUAGCCGGCUUCCAUGCGAUGAACCUAGAUCAACACGAGUUUGCCUGCAUCAGAGCGAUAGUGCUCUUCAAAGCAGGUCUGGACAGUGAACCGGUAUCCAGCAGUAGGAGCACCAGUAGUAACUCACCUAGUCCCGGAAGUCGGCUCAGAGAUGCAGUUGGCGUCGCCCGGCUUAUGGACAGCGCUCAAUUGGCUUUAGGACAACGACUCAGCGGGGCGUCGUACGGUACCCUCAGGCUUAACAAGCUGCUACUGCUAUUACCUACUCUGCGCUCAGUAUCUGCACACGCUAUCGAGGAGCUUUUCUUUAGAACAACUAUUGGCGUGAUCCCGAUCGAAAGGAUCAUUUGCGACGUGUACAAAGCAUCUUAAUGCAACAGACCCGUCCCGACAAAGCAAUAUGAAACUUGAGGAAAGCAUUUACUUGUUAUGUUUUUGUUCUAGCUUAAGAUUUUUUUUUUAAUAUUCAAUAUUAAUUCUUUCUUAUAUAAAUAAAAUGUUGAGUACUUUAUUUAUAUAAGAGACAUUUUUGAUAAGAAUUUAGAAAACUAAAAUCCAAUUUUGAUAAGUUUUACAAAUGUGUAAUAGUAAAUAAAUGUAUCGAAUCCAUAAAGAAAUUGUAGAAAUUGCUUAGUUUUCGAAAUAUUCAAAUUUUAUUUAUUGAGCAUAAUUAA
Molecule: messenger RNA, 1786 nt
Organism: Solenopsis invicta (red fire ant)
Lineage: Eukaryota; Metazoa; Arthropoda; Insecta; Hymenoptera; Formicidae
Gene: tll
Product: nuclear receptor subfamily 2 group E member 1
Exons: 4
Coding region: 285-1484 (399 amino acids)
Biological process (GO): anatomical structure development; positive regulation of transcription by RNA polymerase II; cell differentiation
Molecular function (GO): nuclear receptor activity; RNA polymerase II cis-regulatory region sequence-specific DNA binding; zinc ion binding
Source: RefSeq, a predicted model, not a curated record